Molecule: messenger RNA, 708 nt
Organism: Pelobates cultripes (western spadefoot toad)
Lineage: Eukaryota; Metazoa; Chordata; Amphibia; Anura; Pelobatidae
Source: the annotation of a GenBank genome assembly
AUGGAGCAAUCAUCUCUGGAAUCGCUUCAAACAGGGGUUUUUGCUUCACCUAUUAAAGUUUUGGAUAAAGAAGUAGUUACUCCUCCUUUUUUAAAGAAAUGUUUGGAAGAUCUGUCUAAAGAUAUUAAAAAAGAUUUGAGUGAUACAUUUUCUGAUAUAAAGAUGGACUUAGCGGAGUUAAAGGAACGCAUUCAUAAAUUAGAAGAAAAGGAAGAAGAUAUUGUGUUUCUGCUCCAGGCAGUAAAGGACACUCAAAUCAAGACGGAAUGGAAGUUGAAAGAAAUGGAAGACAAAAUGUGCGAGCUGGAAGACAGAGCAAGAAGAUUGAACUUAAGGUUCAGAAAUAUACCUGAGGACAUAUUAGAUGCUCAAUUAUAUGAUUUUUUGAUAAAAUAUUUAAACUGUUUGGGGGUCCUUACGGUACAGCAAGAUAUUAAGUUGUCUCGGUACCACCGUCUUUCCCAUAGAAAGAAAGAUCAAGUGUACCCACGUGAUGUUAUUGUAGCGUUCGUUUCAUAUGAUCUCAGGACUCAGAUCCUUCAGUCCACGAGGAAGACGAAGAUAAAUGAUGAAAAGUUUACAGCAAUAAAAGUGUUAACAGAUGUCUCUUACCUAACGAGGCAAAGAAGAAAUUUAUUUUCUAUGGUCUUUCCCUGUCUGAAGAAAUUUAACUUAAAGUUUAAAUGGACCGCUCAAUCAGUUUUAUGA